CCCGCCGCCACGCCCGCCGCAGGCCUGGGGCCAGUCACCCGGGGGUCAGAGUCCCGCAGCCGUUCGCGCCCCGCCCCUCUCCGCCGUGGGACGAGUAACGGUUACGAAGCACUUUUCUCCGCCACGAUUUCUGCUUAGUCAUUGUCUUCCAGGAAACAGCUUCCACAGUUUAGAGUCAACUCUCCGCCGGCGGCGGCAGACGCCAGAGACGCAGCAGCCGGAGCCGCAGCCUCAGCGCCUCCCUCCCGGGCCGCCGCUCCGCCGCCGUCCGGCCUCCUCCAGCCGGAGCGCACAUCGGGCUCCCGCCACGCGGGUCAAAAGCCUCGCGCUCGUCCCUGCGGCCUCGGGAACCGCGUCCUACGAGAUAGCCGCCUUCCCGCCCGCCCCGUCACCUCCUGGCUCCUCGGGCAGCCGCUUCCAUGGGCACCGACAGCCGCGCGGCCGGGGCGCUCCUGGCGCGGGCCCGCACUCUGCACCUGCAGACCGGGAACCUGCUGAACUGGGGCCGCCUGCGGAAGAAGUGCCCUUCCACGCACAGCGAGGAGCUUCGAGAUUGUAUCCAAAAGACCUUGAAUGAGUGGAGUUCCCAAAUCAGCCCAGAUUUGGUCAGGGAGUUUCCAGAUGUCUUGGAGUGUACUGUAUCUCAUGCAGUAGAAAAGAUAAAUCCUGAUGAAAGAGAAGAAAUGAAAGUUUCUGCAAAACUGUUCAUUGUAGGAUCAAAUUCUUCAUCAUCAACUAGGAAUGCAAUUGACAUGGCCUGUUCAGUCCUUGGAGUUGCACAACUGGAUUCUGUGAUCAUUGCGUCACCUCCUAUUGAAGAUGGAGUUAAUCUUUCCUUGGAGCAUUUACAGCCUUAUUGGGAGGAAUUAGAAAACUUAGUUCAAAGCAAGAAGAUUGUUGCUAUAGGUACCUCGGAUCUAGAUAAAACACAGUUGGAGCAGCUCUAUCAGUGGGCACAGGUAAAGCCAAAUAGUAACCAAGUUAAUCUUGCUUCUUGCUGCGUGAUGCCACCUGAUUUAACUGCAUUUGCUAAACAGUUUGACAUACAGUUAUUGACUCAUAAUGAUCCAAAAGAACUGCUCUCUGAAGCAAGUUUCCAAGAAGCUCUUCAGGAAAGCAUCCCUGACAUUCAAGCACAUGAGUGGGUACCACUGUGGCUGCUGCGAUACUCUGUCAUUGUGAAAAGUAGAGGAAUUAUUAAGUCCAAAGGCUACAUUUUGCAAGCCAAAAGAAGGGGUUCUUAACUACAACUUAGGGUCAUUAUUUACCUGUGUUUUCCUUGAAUAUAAGAUAAAAUUGAGAUGUAUAAAAAUCAAUCUGUUGCCUAUAAAUAGUGUCAUUUAGGCACAUAUUCUUUAGCUGUAUUUGACAGAAUGUUGUCUAUCAACUUUUGAUUACUUCUCUUGCCUCCAUCAGUCCAGUCACAUGAACCACUGUAUUGUUUUCAUUAAACUAUUAUUUUCUAAUUGAAAUUGUCUAGAAAGAAAAUACUUGCAAUAUAUUUUUCCUUUAUUUUUAUGAGUAAUAAAAAUCAAGAAAAUUUGUUGUUAGAUAUAUUUUGGCCUAGACAUCAGGGUAAUGUAUAUACAUAUUUUUUAUUUCCCAAAAAAAUCAUUAAUUGCCUAUUACUCUAUAGUAUAACUAAGCAGUUUUAUUAUAAUUGUUAAAAUGAAAAUACUGGAAGAUAUUUUUUUCCUGUCAUUAGUAAAAUAAUUAUAUGUCAGAUUAAUUGGAGCAGUUGGAAUUUACCAGUGGUGUAAAUAAAAUUCAUUCUUCAGUAUAUGAAUGGAAACUUAAAAAAAAAAUUUAUGUGUUCUUGCUUGUAGUUUAGCUAUGAGAUUUAACCGUAUAUUCUUGUGCCAUAUUUUCUCUUCCUAUUAUUUAAAAGGGCAAACCAAAGUAAACCUGAAAAGGAAACUAGAAACUGAAAAUAUUGUUUGGGAGCUUUGUAAAAGCAUUCACUAUCUCCAGAUUCUUUGUAAUUCUUAAUCCAUCCUUGGUAUAUUGCUCCUCAUUCAAGAAUAUUCAUUAAGUAUUACACUUACCACAUGCUGGGCCCUACAGGCUCUGGAGAGUGGAGGGGUGCACAGAGCUAAGGAUUAAGAUUCAGUUGAAUAAAAUGUGUGAUAUGUAUUCCCCAUUAGUAAUGGACUAGGAGGGACUAAAGCCAGAAAAUGCUUUUUAAAAAUUCUUUAAUUCAGGGCCAAUAUUGUCUGUUCAGACAACUUGGUUUGAGAUGUGAUCUUAACUAUUUUAUUUUAUGAUAUUUUGGUGUUGAGAAUUGAACCCAGGGCCUUACAUGCUGAGCACAUAAUCUACCACUGAGUCACUCUCCCAGCCUAGAUUUAAUUAAUUUAAAGCAGAACAAUAUAAUCAAGAUUAUAUGGUAAUUUAGUGUAAUUCCUCAUGAGUUUAAGAAUCAAAAAAAUUACAAAUUAAAUAAGCUGUUACCUUUGAUAUAUACUAUAGCUCUCCUUAAUUCCAUAUACUUAUAUCAGUAAACCAAAUAGUUUGAAAAAUUCUUUGAAAUUUUCUACAUCUCAAAUUUUCUGAACUUAGGGAAAUGAAGUAUGGUUCCAUGUUCAACAAUAGAAUCUUUUCCUAAGUAAGGUUUUGUGGUUUUCUGGUUAGAAAAAUUAAUCAUUAGAAUCAUAACAUGAAAUCAACUGAUUUACCUGCUAAAACUUGUUUAGACUUUGAACUUCUUAAAGACUUUUAGCUUUUAUAUUAAUUGUAUAAUAUUAUUAGUAUAUAGUUAACUUCUUAAUUUGAAAAUAUACAUUUUUCGUAUAGUGUAAAUCUUUAAGUGGUCAUUUUAUUUUAAAUUUGUGUAGUAAGCUGGCUGAGGUAUUUUAAAGGGGAACUUGAAUAUCACACAUUUAUCAUUUUUUAAAACCCAUAACUUAUAAAAAUGGAUUGUGUAAAGGGUUAUUUUGAAAAUGGAGGGAAAAAAGAACAACAUUGUUGAUAAUAUCCAAGCUUCAUCAGGAGCUUUUUUCUUCUCUGCCCUACGCCCCAAGAAGCAAGAUUGUAGAUUCAUUUUGUGAAGGGGAUCAUGUAUGGAAUUUUUUAAUGAGUUGUUUCACUCUGUACUCUGAAUUUUUGUUGCUGAAUAACCUUAAAACAAACAAACAAAAAAAAC
Marmota flaviventris (yellow-bellied marmot) is the source of this 3142-nucleotide messenger RNA. RefSeq names its product glutamate-cysteine ligase modifier subunit (gene Gclm). Gene Ontology annotation, biological process: glutathione biosynthetic process. The record is from RefSeq and is a predicted model, not a curated record. Lineage: Eukaryota; Metazoa; Chordata; Mammalia; Rodentia; Sciuridae. Gene Ontology annotation, cellular component: glutamate-cysteine ligase complex. Gene Ontology annotation, molecular function: enzyme regulator activity; glutamate-cysteine ligase catalytic subunit binding.